AUGACAGGUUACUUAAAAAAAGAAUAUUAUCAAACCUACGCCGACUACAUCCUGAAAUUCUUUAACGCGUACAAAACAAACUGGAUCGUAAACAAUUUAGCUCCAAUUUUAUCUAAAGCCGGAUACAAAGAUCUCGUUUAUAUCGCAAUGGAUGAUCAUCGUUUCAUGUUACCAUUUCAUCCCGCUGCAAUGUUUGAAAAUGAGGAGGCUAAAAAGUUAUUCUCCGGUAUUGCGGUUCAUUGGUAUGUAGAUCGACUCUUUCCAGCAUCAUUAUUGACCAAGACGCAUGAUAUGUUUCCGGACAAAUUUCUACUGAUGUCGGAGGCAUGCACCGGUACUAGUGCUACUAAUCUUUUUGAACCAGCUGUAAUUUUAGGAUCGUGGAACCGAGGGGAACAAUAUAUAAACGAUAUAAUAGAGAACUUAAAUCAUUGGGUGUGUGGAUGGAUUGAUUGGAAUAUAGCACUCGAUGGAAGAGGUGGACCAAGUUGGUUUAAAAAUUAUAUGGAUUUACCUAUUAUUGUAAAUUCGAAGAAAGAUGAGUUCUAUAAACAGCCUAUGUUCUAUGCGAUUUCUCAUUUCAGCAAAUUUGUGCCACGUGGCUCUUAUGUAAUCUCUUCUAUAGAAGAGAAUUGCCUCUCUAAAAAGAUUCAUUCGAUAGCCUUCUCGACGCCCGAACAAAAAGUUAUUGUCGUGAUUGCUAACACAUAUGUCACUACCAUAGUUACUAUUCUUCAGUCACGAUCAAGAACUAUCAAGGAACUGGAAGUAAUAGUUUCUGUGUUAGGGAUAGUGAAAUUUAAUAAUAUACUCAAGUACGAUACACAGUGA
This is a messenger RNA of Nylanderia fulva, 831 nucleotides long. NCBI's taxonomy places the organism in Eukaryota, Metazoa, Arthropoda, Insecta, Hymenoptera, Formicidae. The record is from RefSeq and is a predicted model, not a curated record.